AUGUUGUUGUUGUUGUGAAAUGACCGAGGCUGAUGUCAAUUCAAAGAAAAUAAAUUUUAAAGAAAUAAUAAUAAAUAAUAUACAAAAAUUAUGUGUUUUUUUAAUAAUAGAAAAUGAAACAAACACAAAAAUAGCCAAAGCACAAAAUAAAUAAAAUAUAUUAAUUAAAAAAUCAGAAAUUCAAAUCAAUUUUAUAAAAUUUUAUUGUGAAAUUACGUGUUUAAAUUUAAAAAUUUAAUAUUUGUCAAAAUAUUUGCAACACUUUUAAUGAAAUCAAAAGUGUUCUUUUGCACAAAAAAAUAAAUUCUCCCUUAAAAUAAAAGUUAAAACGUCAGCUCUCCUCAAUUUUUAAAGAAAAAUUAAAGAAACAAUUUUAUUGUUUUUAUACUCUCUUCUUCACUCUCACACUCACAUAACGGUGGGUGAAUGUCUAAUAUUUGGAAUACCAUUAUACGACAGAACUGUAAAUAGCAAUAAUGGGAAGUCUAAACGGUGAUGUAAUGGUUAUGCGCAAUGGACGCUCCACCAGUCAAGUAUCGGUAUAUAAUUAUCCAGAACAUUUAAAUCCCUUCUAUGAAGAUGAUCAGCACAAACGUUUGAGAUUCUGGAAGAUAAGCAAAAAAGAUAAUGAGGGACGUAGAAAUAGUUUCUCAAUUGGAAAUCUUAAGGAUAUGUGGGCUUUCAAAUCAUUUCGCAUGAAAAAGAAAUCUUCCACACUGGGUAUUAAUAAAACAUCAGAAAGUCCGCCAACACUGCGACGAGAUUAUGUUGUCGACAAUGGCUGGAAUACAUUUGAUCAUCGUUUACGUGGCAGCAAUACAUCAUCCAUAAAUGGUGACAGCUUUCAACGUAAUGCAACCUACAGAAGUUCUUUGCAAACAUUGCCAACGAGUAAUGAUCGUAUUGGCUUAAAUCGUAAUGAUGGCUAUCGUAGCACAAUACAAGUUACCCGUUCUAAUCCCCGCUAUCAGCCCCAACAGAAACAACAGCAGUUGCAGCAACAACACAAUACAACGGGAGUAUCACAAAACAGAAGAUCAUCACAAUCCAGUAUGGUUAGCACAAAUCCAUUUGAAUCCGAUGAUGAUGAAAAUGAAGACAUCAAUUCGUCUUGCAUGAGAAGUGUUAAUGGUGGUUCUACAACAACUCUAACAUCGCGAACACCACGCAAAAAACGUCGAGCACCAGCGCCACCAACACCAACUCACGGUCGCAGUAACGGAGCACCACCUCCAACAAUUCUUAUAGAAUCUAGUCACGAUAAUACCCAAGAUGAGUUACGUAUUAGAGAGGACAUAGAUAUUGCCAAUUUGACAGCUGAAAUAGAAAGUUUUGUUAAAACUAAAGACAACGAUGAUGUCGAAGUCGCGCCGAAGGAUGAAGUUCAAACGGUAACAACGACAAGCACAACGGAAACAGAAACUUCCACAAAUAAUGUGGAAAAACUUAAAGUGGAAGAAGAGCAGGAAAUAAAGCCAGCUGCAAAAGAAACUUCCCAAACUACCACCUCCACUACAGUUGUUAGUGAUAUUCCAACGAAAGAGAACGUAAUAACGGCAACUAAAACAAAUGGUCAAGUUACCACUGAAAUCGUAACAGUGACAACAACCACAAAAACUACAACAACUGAUGUCAAUAAACUUUUGGAAAAAGAAACCAAGGUGGCUCAAGUUUCAAAUGAAACGGUAAUAAAAACUGAUGAUAGUAAAGAAAUCAAAUCAAAUGGAGCGAUACCAAAGAAAUCAAACAAUAUGACAGUGGUCAGUUCAUCAGUUGAACAACAACAGCCACAAACUGCUGAAGUUGUCACAGAUUUGUGCAUAAAAGAAACAAAUUCGCAAGAAGUGUCACAGAAACCUGUACCACUUAAACGUCAUACGAAACCUGAAGCAGAGGCGGAAGUUGGUCAUGUUGAGUGCAUACAUGUGCAUGUAGAAAGUCCCAGAGCCACACCACGCAAGGAACAUCCUAGUGGUGUUUCCAGCUUUAAAACAAAUGAAAAUGUUGAAGUUAAUGAAACCAUAACCACUAAAACUCCAUUUGUACUAACCAGCCCUCCAACACAAAGACGUAAACCCCCACAAACAGAGAGUGAACCUGUUAUAAAGGAAACGGUUAAAAUUGUAGGAACAAGCUCCGCAAACGAACGAACUAACCACGAGUUGACUAUUAAAGAAGAACGCAUUAAUGCCAAACCGGAAAUUUUGGUCAAGCCCACUUUGUCACCCAAACCAGUCACAAAAGAUGUAAAUGGAAAAGUACAUGGUUUUGCCGAAAUACACAAACCCGCUAGAAAAUUUACAAAUAACCAAAAUGGUCAUGUACGAAGAGCUUCUCGUGAUGAGAGCGUAACACCACCUACUGUACCCCAAGAGAAAAACCACACCCAAGAGGAGAAGAAAAUUAACAAUUCAGUUCCAUCACAUAUUAGCAUCAAGACUAAUGGAGAGAAGGCGGAAGAAGUUAAAGUACCAGAAGUUAAAAAGGUUGAAACUUUGAAAAUCGUAGAAACUACAACCUCUAGUACUACUAAUGGUGAAACUAAAUCUAUGGAAAAAGAAGAAACAAAAGAGUUGAAAAAGGUUAAUUUCGAAACCUCUAUUAACAACACUAAUACAGUUACGACCCCUGAGUUGCAAAGGCAAACAGAUGAGUUUGAUUUGUUAUAUAGACCUAAACCUGCCAAUCAUAUGGAAUGGAAACGUUCCACACUGGCUCCCUUGGAAACCAACAUACCACCCGAAAAACGAAAGUCUGUCAAAGAUAUUAUAGAGUCCAUUAAUCGUAGUCAGCGUUUACUAAAUGCGGCAGCUAAUAAAGAUUUCACAGCUUUACAAACUCAAAACACAAUUACCCCCAAUAACAACACCUCUGGCCCACAGUCGAUAACCACACAACAGACUUCCGAAAACAAACAUAACGGAAAUCUAAGUGAAAACCUUAAAAUAUUAGAUGAGAUACAAAAAGAAAUUGAAGAGAUGAUACCAUCUGCCACUGAAGGAGCAGCCGCCAAUUCUCCCUCACCAUCGCCAUCGAAUUGCAACAACGAAUAUUCCGAAGCUCAAAAACUAGAUAAUAAUGAUAUAUUUCAAAAGUGUAAGGUAAAAAAAGAGGUCUACGAUUAUCGGGAAUCAUCGCCCAUAUCAUCAAAUUUAGAUUGGAAUCCAGUGCCAAAACCAAAACGUACUAAGCCCGGCCAUGAAUGAAAACAAGCUCAAAGCUAAAAAACGAAAUUAAGUAUUGUCCUUUAAGUUAAAAAACAAUACAUUAAAAUAUAAGUGUUAUUUACCAAAUACAGAUAUCUAUAAGAUCACAUCUUGUAUAUUUUUUAUCAAAAAUCAAAAUAUAAAAACGGGGUUUGUUUGCAAUACUACCUUAACUAAUAGUGAAUAUUAAUAUAUUUUUAAAUAAUCCUUAUAUUAAAAAAUAUAUAUAUCAUUUCAAUGUCCUUAUUUAGUGUGAUCAAUAUAAAUAUAUUUUAAUAAUAUACUAUACAUAUUUAUAAAUUAUUUCUAUGUAAAAAACAGCAACAAGUUUUAAAUUUUAACAGCUAUAAAUGUACUUCACAAAUUGUUAUUUUGUUAUCCUUUAGAUGUAUUCUCAAUCGGAUUGUUUAAAUACGAAAAAUAAAGGAGAGUAGAGAGUACAUUUAAAGUAAAUCUUAUAAAAAAUAAUAUAAUAAAUAAGAAAAAAA
Molecule: messenger RNA, 3694 nt
Organism: Lucilia sericata (common green bottle fly)
Lineage: Eukaryota; Metazoa; Arthropoda; Insecta; Diptera; Calliphoridae
Product: probable serine/threonine-protein kinase nek3
Exons: 7
Coding region: 477-3206 (909 amino acids)
Source: RefSeq, a predicted model, not a curated record